AUGUUCUCUUGCGCAAACUACGAGCGCGGCUGCCGCGGUCGCUGCAACUCCCCCCAGGGCCGUUGCUCCUCCUGCAUCACCCUCAACCUCCAGGCCAUCCGCACGCCCAGCACCUCCUCGGUCAGCUCGACCUCGUCGACCUCUCCCUACUCGGCAUUGACCAUGUCCUUUGCCUCUCUCUCGCAACUGCCCAAGGGCAGGUGCUGA
Aplosporella prunicola CBS 121167 is the source of this 207-nucleotide messenger RNA. RefSeq lists its product as uncharacterized. The transcript has a single exon. The coding region runs from base 1 to 207 and encodes 68 amino acids. The record is from RefSeq and is a predicted model, not a curated record. Lineage: Eukaryota; Fungi; Ascomycota; Dothideomycetes; Botryosphaeriales; Aplosporellaceae.